AUGUCAGACCACGACCCCGAUCACGGCCCGGCCAGCCCAACCGAGUAUGACGAUGAGAGCAACCCGGCUUCUCCGGGCUCAAUCGACGAGUCGUCCGAGGCAAGCACGCCCAUGGACCCGCCGAGCUCAGGUUCAGAUGCGAUGCCUGGCUUCACACCAGAAGGCGAUCUGCCCCGCAGAGUGCCAUCAUUACGGACCAUCUCCGACCCACAACACACGAGUCUGAUGAACCCCAGUUCGAGUGUUCCUGGGACACUGAAUGCCGCACGAAGACCUGCGGCGUCCGCAGCAAAUCUCCCAACGGACCUCAUGGCAAAGGCACGAGCUCUGCAUCAACAACGGAUGAACAUGGCUCCCCGACCCGGCAUGUCGCCCCAGAACAGCGGACUGGGCAUGAGCCCCAUCGGAUCUGGUAUGGGUGGGAUGGGAAGUAUGGGGGGCAUGGGAGGCAUGGGAGGCAUGGGGGGGAUGGGGGGGAUGGGACACAGCAUGAACUUGAACAUGAACCACGGUGGUCCGGCACCCGGCGGCCUGCCCGGUGGCCUUCGGUUACCUCCAGGCAUAGCACGACCACCGCCCCAAGGCUUCCCCAAAUCCGCACCUGCUAUCGCCGGUGUGGGAGCUAAAAAGGCCCCUAGUCUGAGCGAACGGCGAGCAAUGAAGCUCGGAGGGUUACUAGGAGGGCCCGGGUCGCCGGCGACUGCCACGCCGAAACUAUCAGACAUGGGUGCCGAAGACGCCAAAGCGCCAGCCAUCAAUGGAGAAGGGCGCGGAUCAAAGCUGAGCGAUUUCAAGAACUACAUCGACGCAGAAAAGGGGUGGAUCACUUUUGCAGACGCAGCAACUAUCACACGGACAGGCGUCAACUUUGCCAACGGACAGACCUUUAGGAUCUCGCUAGACGAGGUUGAAGUUAUGGACGAGCUAGGCAAGGGCAACUAUGGUACCGUCUACAAAGUACGACAUACUAAGCCCAAGCUCCCACGUUUUGGGCAAGGCUUGAACACCAAGCAGUCUUUAUCUCGACAAGCGUCGGCAUCAGAUGCUGACGUUUCUGAUAACUCGCCACUAAGUCCUGUUUCUGCCGCUGCGCGUGGCACUUCAGGCAAGGUCAUGGCGAUGAAGGAAAUCAGGCUCGAACUGGACGAAUCCAAGUUUUCCACCAUUCUGAAGGAACUCGUAAUUCUACACGAGUGCGCCUCGCCCUUCAUCAUCGACUUCUACGGUGCCUUUUACCAAGAAGGCGCGGUUUAUAUGUGCAUCGAGUACAUGGAUGGCGGCAGUAUCGACAAGCUAUAUGCGGGAGGUAUCCCUGAGAAUGUCUUGCGCAAGAUCACAUAUGCGACGAUUAUGGGCCUCAAGUGCCUGAAAGAAGAUCACAACAUCAUCCAUCGCGAUGUCAAGCCCACCAACAUUCUGGUCAACACGAAUGGACAAGUCAAGAUCUGCGAUUUUGGCGUUUCGGGAAAUCUCGUUGCCAGUAUAGCAAAGACCAACAUUGGCUGCCAGAGUUACAUGGCACCAGAACGCAUCAGCGGUGGUGGCAUGUCAGCUGCGGGCGGCACGGCCGACGGGACUUACAGCGUACAAAGCGAUAUUUGGAGUUUGGGUCUCACCAUCAUCGAGUGUGCCAUGGGUCGGUACCCGUACCCGCCUGAGGUUUCUAGCACAAUCUUCAGUCAACUCAGUGCCAUCGUUGAGGGUGACCCUCCCGACCUCCCAAGCGAGGGCUACUCCGGCACAGCAAAGGACUUUGUCAAGUCCUGUCUCAACAAGAUCCCUGCCAAGCGCCACACCUACCCGAUGCUGCUGAUGCACCCAUGGAUCAAGUCCCUCGGCAGGCCCGAGACCAUCACGGAAGAAGUAGAAGCCGAAGAGAAGGCCGCGGACGACCAGCUCGCCGACGCCACUGGCUCCCUCGACAUCAACAGCAACGGACCGAUCAACGACCAGGGCGAUCGUGAGGUGGCUGAGUGGGUCACCAACGUCCUGGACCGCAAGUUCAAGGGCUUGCUCAGUGAUAAGGCUGAGAAGCCCGCUCUGCACGCUGCGCCGCUGGAUCAAGUGAGCCCGGCUAUCACCGCUUAG
Neurospora tetraspora is the source of this 2088-nucleotide messenger RNA. RefSeq names its product kinase-like domain-containing protein. The transcript is spliced from 2 exons. The record is from RefSeq and is a predicted model, not a curated record. Lineage: Eukaryota; Fungi; Ascomycota; Sordariomycetes; Sordariales; Sordariaceae. Gene Ontology annotation, molecular function: ATP binding; MAP kinase kinase activity. Gene Ontology annotation, biological process: MAPK cascade; cellular hyperosmotic response; protein phosphorylation. Bases 1 to 2088 code for a protein of 695 amino acids.